AUGAGUCAAGCCAAGGCCCAAGAGUUUGAAGGACUUCUACAAGCCGAAGGGGUGAAGCCGCACAUUACCAGAGAGAAUACAGGAGGAAAGGACAAAGACAGUGAGAAAGUAACGGACCUGAAAAUCAUCAUUGUCUCGUGGAUCGACAACUACAACCAAGGCUACAUUGACUAA
This is a messenger RNA of Blumeria graminis f. sp. triticale, 174 nucleotides long. The record is from the annotation of a GenBank genome assembly. Lineage: Eukaryota; Fungi; Ascomycota; Leotiomycetes; Helotiales; Erysiphaceae.